UGUAACAUGACGGCGCCGCCUCUCGCGCCGGACGCAAAGCCUCCCCGCCGCAGGAGGAAGACCUACACUUUCUGGUGGUGCUUCCUGGGCAUUUGCGCAGAGGCCCUUCUGUUCCUGCUGUCUACUUUAUCUGAUGCCUGUGAACUACCACCACCAUUUGAAGCUAUGGAACCCAAGGAAGAAACUAAACCCUAUUAUGAGGUUGGAGAGACAAUAGAAUAUAAGUGUAAAAGAGGAUACAUAUUUCUGUAUCCAUUCAUCAUGGUUGCUACCUGUGAACCAAAUCAUACAUGGUUCCCUAUUUCAGAUCAUGGUUGUGCUAAAAUAGAAUGUCCUACAUUAGCAGAACCUGAAUUUGGCAAAGUACACCUCCUAGAUGGCAGAAUUUCAUGGGGUGGUCGAGCUCAAUUUACAUGUAUGGAUGGUUAUUACGUAGUUGGUAUGUCAAUUCUACACUGUGUGCUUAAAGGUGAUCAUGCAUAUUGGAAUGGUCCUCCCCCACAUUGUGAAAAAGUUUAUUGUUUACCACCUCCAAAAAUAAAAAAUGGAACACACACCUUUACUGAUAUAGAAGUAUUCAAAUACCGUGAAGCAGUAAUUUACAGUUGUGAUCCUAAGCCGGGACCAGAUAAGUUUUCCCUUAUUGGAAUGAGUAUGCUCUUCUGUUCUGGCCAUAACACCUGGAGUAGCAAGCCUCCAGAAUGUAAAGUGGUAAAAUGUCCAUUUCCAGUACUACAAAAUGGAAGAAUGACACCAGGAAUUGAAAAAAAAUUUUCCUACCGAGAAACAGUGACGUUUGAGUGCAUGGAGGGUUUUUACAUGAACGGCAGUGAUACAGUGGUCUGCGAUGCUAACAGUACUUGGGAGCCUCCAAUCCCAAGGUGCCUUAAAGGUCCUAAACCUACUCAUCCCACCAAGCCUCCGGUUUAUAAUUACCCAGGAUAUCCUAAUCCCCGUGAAGGAAUAUUUGCCCAAGAAUUAGAUGCAUGGAUUAUUGCUCUGAUUGCUAUUACUUCAAUUGUUGGCAUUGUUGUAGUUUGUCUCAUCAUACUCAGAUAUCUUGAGUACAGGAAGAAAGGGAAAACUGGGGUUAAAGCUAAGUCUACCACUUCCCUGAAAAGGUCAACCUCACAAACAGAGAAAACUGCAUCAUUGCCACAAAGCUCAAGAAGCAACGUAUCUGUUGGUUCUAAUCUGUUAAUCACAUCGUGAUCUUAUUAAAAGGUGAACACUAAUCAGAGAAGACAGUGUGAUCAGUGAAGCUUGAAGAGGACAAGCCAAAGAAUAUAGCCUGUUUAUAGACAAAGAAAGGCAAGAAACCUCUUUUUCCUUCAUAUUUCUGAAGGGUUUGUGUCUGACAGCACCUUGAUUUCAGUCCAAUAAAAAUGUCAGAUUCCUGCUAUCCAGAACUGUUAAGAAUGUGUGUGUUAAGGCAUCACAUUUGUGCUAAUUUGUUAGAGCAGUUAUAGGAAAUUUAUGCACCAACACAAUAACUGGAAGGAAGCAAAGAACUAUGACCAAAAUAGUAUGGGCUUUUCAGAAAUAGGAAAAUGGUUCUCAGUCCUGACUGUACACUAGACUGAUCUGAGCCCCAUUCUGAGACCAGUUAAAAUAGUACUUCCUUAUUGGUGACCAAAGCUGUGGCAAGGUACUACUGGGUUAGAAUGUGCCCCAGAUAUAACAUAUUAAAGGGACUACCUUAGGCUUCCCUAAAAAGUAUGGACAUAUCAGUGUGCUAGCUACUCCUGAGACUAUAUACCAUCUUCCAAAUAGAAGGUCUGGACCAACUUCUUAGAGAUGCUAGGGUCCAGACUUAAUUCAUUUGAUCUACUAAACUGACUGUAGAUCUUUCUUCCUCCAGUUAACAAAAGUGCAUUAUAUUCACUUCUAAAAAGUCUAGUAAGGCUUAAGUUAAUAAUGUUUCAACAAAAGACCUUCUACCUGGGUUGACAGCAUGGUUUCAUAAGCCUGACUCAGGAGGGUAUUG
Peromyscus maniculatus bairdii (prairie deer mouse) is the source of this 1987-nucleotide messenger RNA. RefSeq names its product CD46 molecule (gene Cd46). Gene Ontology annotation, cellular component: cell surface. The record is from RefSeq and is a predicted model, not a curated record. NCBI's taxonomy places the organism in Eukaryota, Metazoa, Chordata, Mammalia, Rodentia, Cricetidae.